Cyphellophora attinorum is the source of this 897-nucleotide messenger RNA. RefSeq lists its product as uncharacterized. NCBI's taxonomy places the organism in Eukaryota, Fungi, Ascomycota, Eurotiomycetes, Chaetothyriales, Cyphellophoraceae. The record is from RefSeq and is a predicted model, not a curated record. The coding region runs from base 1 to 897 and encodes 298 amino acids. The transcript has a single exon.
AUGUUGAUCUCGAAGCUCCAAUACCGGGUCAUUUUCAUCGCAGCCAUCCUAGGCUUGAUCGCGCUGGGCCUGCUAUAUCGAUCAUAUCCCGACGUACCAUAUAGAUUCGCCCACGGCUAUGGGACCAGCGAGCCCAAUGAUGGAAGCGCAACUGAAGAGAAGCCGGCGGCACAGAAGUCGUGGCUCUAUGCCGGCCCCAAAGCACAGGACAAGGCGGUGAUCAUGGCACGGAUUCACACAGAAGAUGUUUUGUGGGCGUACGAGCACCUCUCGGACUGGAAGCUUGGUAUAUAUCACAUGGACAACGAGACGGAGAACGGCCUGCAUCCACCAAGGAACAAGGGAAGGGAAGCGAUGGCAUAUCUCUCAUUCAUCAUCGAUCACUACGAAAACCUUCCAGCAUACAUGGUCUUUGUGCACCCGCAUCUGAAGGGAUGGCCUGAAGCGUGGCAUACCGACAGCGACGACCAUGACCAGGUCAAAUCCAUCCAAUCACUCCGACUCGAAUAUCUGGAUAAGCACGGAUACGCGAACAUGCGAUGCAUUCACGACCCAGGCUGCCCAGCUGAAAUUCAGGUCGACCGGCAAGACGACCACCGGACAGCUGAGCAUGCGAUGCGCGAGGCGUGGCCGUACAUGUUCGGCGGCAACUACAGCGACAUCCCCAAGAAGAUUGCGCAACCGUGUUGUUCGCAAUUCGCCAUCUCCAAAGCUCAAACUCUGGAACGUCCCAAGUCGGACUAUGAGCUCUACCAGAAGUGGUUGCUUGAAACACCGCACGACGACGCGACCAGUGGGCGUGUAUUCGAGUAUCUCUGGCAAGUCAUCUUUGGCCAGGGUGCGGUCUAUUGCCCAAGUCUACGUCAAUGUUGGUGCGAGCAGUUCGGACGAUGCUAG